Molecule: messenger RNA, 2828 nt
Organism: Paramecium pentaurelia
Lineage: Eukaryota; Ciliophora; Oligohymenophorea; Peniculida; Parameciidae
Source: the annotation of a GenBank genome assembly
AUGUCUGAUUCUGAAGAAGAACAAGUGAAACAAGCCCCUAUUAUUAAGCCUCAUUAAAAAUAACAAAAGGACUUCUAUGCUGAAUAAUUGUAAGCCAAUGAAGAAGCAGAAUCAUAAGCUCCUUUGUUGGUUGUUGUAUAAGGACCAAAAGGUAGUGGUAAGACAACAUUGAUAAAAUCACUUGUGAAACAUUACACAGGAUAGAAGAUAAAGAAAUUAGUAGGUCCAGUAACAGUUCGUUCAAACAAAUAACAUAGAGUAACAUUUAUAGAGUGUCCAAGUGAUAUCAAUGCAAUGAGUGAUUUAAGUAAAGUGGCAGAUUUAGCAUUGAUAUUAAUUGAUGCAAGUAUAGGAUUUGAGAUGGAAACAUUUGAAUACUUAAGUUUGUUAAAUAAUCAUGGUUUUCCAAAUGUAAUGGGUGUGUUGACUCAUAUUGAUUUCUUUAAAGACAAUAAAUAAUUAAGAAAAACAAGAAAGAAGUAUAAAAAGAGAUUUGAAUAUGAAACUGGUGGCAAUUAUAAAUUGUUCUAUUUGUAAGCUUUAAAAAAUGAAUACUAUUUGAAAUAAGACAUUCACAAUUUGGCACGGUUUAUAUCUAUUAUUAAAAUUGCACCAGUUAGAUGGAAAACAGAACAUCCAUUUAUAUUGGCAGAUCGUUAUGAAUAGGGUAAAGAUAAUACUACAACCUUUUAUGGAUAUGUAAGAGGAUGUACUUAUAGAUUAAAUGAUAGAAUUCAUUUUGUAGGAUAAGGAGAUUACUAUAUUGAAAGUUUUGAAGAAGUUUUGGAUCCAGUUGAAAUCAUAACAACUUAGAAGAAACAUCGAUCUUUAAAAGAUACUGAAAAAUUGGUUUAUGCUCCCAUGUCUAGUGUAGGUGCUUUAACUAUUGAUGCUACAGCAGGAUAUAUCACAAUCCCAUAACCAAUAUUCACAGAAAAAAAUAAAUUUGUUAAUAAUGAAGAGUAGGAUGAUGAGGAUAUAGAAGAGUAAGAAUAAGAAUAGGAAUUACCUGAAGGUGUAAGGAUGGUCAGAGAAUUAUAACAAUUAACUGAAGGAAUUGAUAAAUAAUUAGAGGAAGAAGAAGAUGCAUAAUUAUUGGAGGGAUUUGAGUUGGAAGAAGACUAACCUAUCAAAAAGAAAAAUAAUUUAUAAUAGAUAUAAUAACAAAGAGAAUUAGUUAGAUUAAAGAAUAGAGUUAAUAUAAAAAUUGAGAAUGGAACUGUUAUGCCUAUUUCAGAUACUCUACUAGCUACUGAUUUACAUGAAUUAAUAUAUUAAAAUAAGAAUGGUAUUAAUGAGUUUGAUAGUGUAAGAUACAUACCUAAAAUUUAAGAUAGAGAUUCAUAUAGGGAGAUUAAAGAAUUAUUUGUGACAGGAUUUUAUGGAUAGAAUGAUGUUGUAGAUUUGGAAAAUUUAGAAAAAUAAAUAGAAGUGGAAGAAUAAGAAGAAUAAGAAAAAGAAUAAGAAGAAUAAGAAAAUAAAGAUAAUAAUUAAAAAGAUGAUAAUUAAAAAUAAAAAGAAAAUUAAUAAGAAAGAUAAUAAUUAGUUAAUGAAUUAACUAAUUCAAAUCUAGGAUUAUAUAAAAAAGGCAUUUAUGUCAAAAUAGUUAUUAAAGAUUUCUCCUCUUCUAUUAAAGAUGAUUAUCCUAUGAUUCUUGCUAGAUCUGAAGUUGGGGAAGAUAAUUUAGGAUUCAUCAAGGUAUAUAUUCUUUUCAUAUAUAUUAUAGAUUAGAAUUAAAAAGCAUAGAUGGCAUAGCAACAUUUUAAAAUCUAAUGAUCCUAUCAUCAUCUCUCUUGGAUGGAGGAGAUUUUAAACUAUUCCUAUUUAUUGUGUAUAAGAUCCUAAUGAUAGAUUACGUUUCAUUAAAUAUACUCCAGAAUAUGACUAUUGUUAUGCUAUAUUUUAUGGUAAUUUUGCACCUUAAGGAACAGGUCUUGUUUGUACAUAAUCAUUAAGCAAUAAAUUAGUAUAUAUAUAUAAAUCAAUAUUAUAUAGUCUAAAUUUAGAAUUGCUGCAACUGGAGUAGUCUUAGAGAUGAAUCAUUAAUUUGAUGUGAUGAAAAAGUUAAAGUUGGUUGGAGAACCUUUUAAAGUUAUUAAAAAUACUGCAUUCAUUAAAGGAAUGUUUAAUUCUUCUUUCGAAGUAGCCAAAUUUUAAGGUGGUCUCAUUAAAACUGUGUCUGGUUUAAGAGGACAUAUUAAAAAACCAAGCAAAUUAGGUCCUGAUGGUAGUUUCAGAGCUACUUUCGAAGACAAGAUUCAAAUGAGUGAUUUAGUCUUCUGCAGGACUUGGGUCAGAAUGCAUAUAGAAAGAUUCUAUAGACUCAUUACAAGCAAUGUUAAAUUGAUGAAGACUAUGUGGGAAUUAAGACAAGAGAAAUAAAUUCCAUUAGAAUUCAAACCAGAAUCUACUUAUUAAGAUCAGGAGAGAGUACCUGUAAAAUUUGCUCCUUUGAGAAUACCCAAUAAUUUGUAAUAAAAUCUGCCUUUUGAAAGCAAGGAGAAGGUAUUUAAAUGUAAAAAUGGUUUUAGGUUAAAUCGUUAUCAUUCAGAGAGAGAUUGCGAUAAUAGGUGGAAAAGAAUUUACCUGUUAAGAGCAAUAUGACUGAUAAGGAGAAGGAGGUUUAUUCAUUAAUUUAAAGAUUGAAUACUAUUAAGAAUGAAAAGGAGAAGAAGAGAGAAUAGAAGGAUAUACAUAAACAGAAGAUCAAGGAGGCUUAGUUUAAAGGAUAGAAGUAACAUUUAGAAGAAGGAAAGAGGAAAUAUAAGUAAUAGAAACAGAAGGAUAAAUUUAUAAAAUAAGUUAAGAAAUAAUAAUAGUAGUAAUGA